Ilex paraguariensis (yerba mate) is the source of this 291-nucleotide messenger RNA. The record is from the annotation of a GenBank genome assembly. NCBI's taxonomy places the organism in Eukaryota, Viridiplantae, Streptophyta, Magnoliopsida, Aquifoliales, Aquifoliaceae.
AUGUCAAAUGGCGGGUCUCCCCAAGAACGGGUUUUCCGCAACAAGACGAGGCUUGAAAGUGGUAAAGGAGACCAAAAUAACCAAAUGGGAAGCAAACAUACAAAAUAUGAUGGAGCUCGGAGUAUUUGGAAUGAAGAAAAGAUCCAUUCUAGAAUGUUUGCUGCAUCCCGGUGCGAUUUGGGACCGUUUGGACAAGAGAAAGCUCAGAAGAAAGACAAAGAAGAGAACCAGAUAGUUUUUGAUAUGCAUUCCAUGCAUCCAGAUAGGAGCCUCAUUUUGGCAGCUGGCUAG